UAAAUUUCGUCUCAAACGAAGGACUUUGAUAAUGAAGAAAAAUAAAGUCUUCUUUUCACGGAGUGAAAGACGAGAAGAGAACUGAUUCUGCUAUUUUUCAAAGUUGAAGGAGAAGAAAAAAUGGCGGAUUCUCGAGGAUCAGACAGCGAAAGUGAUAGGCGACGUUCACUUAUUAGUAGUAACAGACGCAAGAACGAGGCGAUGAACGUCAUAUUCACUGAUCCUCAGAUUCUCGAUUGCUAUAUUUGUUGUGAACGUUUGUCAAUUCCUGUUUUCCAGUGUGAGAAUGGGCAUAUUUCUUGCUCUAGCUGCUGCACCAAAAUUCAGAACAAAUGCCCUAGCUGCAACUUGGCGAUUGGCAACAUUCGUUGCAGGGCAAUUGAGAAAGUUUUGGAAUCAAUCAAGAUACCGUGCCGAAAUGCGAUAUACGGAUGCAAAAUGACGAUGAGUUUGAAUGAGAUAGACCACGAGACCUCGUGCACACACGAACCCUGCUUCUGCCCUUUGGACGAUUGCACAUUUGUUGGUUCAGCUGAGAAGUUGAGCUUACACUUCAGCAAAAAACACAAAAACACAUCCAAAAGCUUCUCAUACAAUGCGAGGUUCACUAUGUGCUUGAACAAUGGCGAUAGUCAUCGUAUCCUUCAAGCAGAGAACGAUAGCAUUUUGUUCGUCCUCUCUUACUCAUUUGAAAUUUUCGGAAAUGCAGUAACUGUGAAUCGGAUUGGACCUUUGUCAUCUGAGAGAAAGUUCUGUUACGAAAUUAAAGCGAAAACACAGGGGAGUGUUCUUUGUUUCCAAUCAAUAGCAAAGGAGAUCCAAGGUUGGAGUAAAGUUCCUCCUUCCAAAGGAUGGCUUUUGAUUCCGAACGAGUACUUUGGAUCUUCAACCCAGACGAUCUUGGAGAUUCGCAUUUGGCCUGCAUGCUAAAGACAAACACUGGGGAUCAACACAGAGUUUUCUCCGACACCAAACAAACUAAGUGUAGAGGCAAGAGUGAAAAAGUGACCAAGAAUGAGAGGAAGCGACGAAGUGAGCAAGAGUAAGAAAAGUAAAAAAUAGUAUGAUAAAAGACUUGGUAGUGUCAGCAAAAGGUUGGACAUUUUUGUUUUGAAAAAGUCGGUCAAAUUUAAUUUUUCAGAAAUUUUUAGGUCAUUCCUACCAAAAUGUAUCUUUAAGAACGGGAGGGGGCUUUUGCAGGCAUAGGUAUGUGGGGUUGUGCUUCAUAUUCUCAUCAUCCUAGUAUAACUUAAUCUUAUUCUCAGGUUUCACAUUCUUUAGUUUUGUAAAUUAUAUCACUUUCUUCUAUUUCUGUAUAUGAAACCACAUACUCUUCAUUUUUUGGAAUGGG
This is a messenger RNA of Benincasa hispida (wax gourd), 1351 nucleotides long. Its product is annotated as E3 ubiquitin-protein ligase SINA-like 10. The record is from RefSeq and is a predicted model, not a curated record. Gene Ontology annotation, molecular function: zinc ion binding. Lineage: Eukaryota; Viridiplantae; Streptophyta; Magnoliopsida; Cucurbitales; Cucurbitaceae.